This is a messenger RNA of Brassicogethes aeneus, 348 nucleotides long. The record is from the annotation of a GenBank genome assembly. Lineage: Eukaryota; Metazoa; Arthropoda; Insecta; Coleoptera; Nitidulidae.
AUGUUUCCAGUUUUUGAUCUAGCCAGAAGAUCCAUGGGUUUCUCAGAGUGUAUCAUGGAGUGGAGUAAGGAUCCCAUCAGUAUGAAUUGGAUGAUCAAAGUUCGCUUGACGCAGGAGGACUACCAAGAAGGCGAUAUAGAGAUAAGGAUUCGAAAUAAUACCUUAGUGGUUAUCGCUAAGAAGGUGGUUGAAGGUGGUAGCAGUGGUGGAUCGACGCAAAGCUCUUCAAGGGCGGUCCAUUCAAAUAAAAAGGUGGUUUCACUUCCAGAGGGAUUACGACCUAUUAAAAAAAUUGAAAGGACUCUGGACAACGGUACCCUGUUGGUAACUUUAAUGGAAAAUGAAUGA